Molecule: messenger RNA, 9014 nt
Organism: Cuculus canorus (common cuckoo)
Lineage: Eukaryota; Metazoa; Chordata; Aves; Cuculiformes; Cuculidae
Gene: TMEM60
Product: transmembrane protein 60
Exons: 2
Coding region: 167-571 (134 amino acids)
Source: RefSeq, a predicted model, not a curated record
CAGGGAUGGGGAUGAGGGGGUCCCCGCGGUGCCGGCAGCGGGCCCCGCGCUGCGAGAAGGACGUUGAGGCGCUGGAGCGUGUCCAGAGAACAGCAACGAAACUGGGGAAGGGGCUGGAGAACAGGUUGUUGCUGACAGUGAAAGACUUUCUCUCAAAGCUGUUUAAAUGAGAAUGUCCCUGGCGCAAAGAGUACUACUGACAUGGCUUUUCACGUUACUCUUCCUGAUCAUGCUGGUGCUAAAGCUGGAUGAGAAAGCACCGUGGAACUGGUUCCUCAUUUUUAUUCCAGUCUGGAUAUUUGACACAAUUCUUCUAGUUAUGUUAGUUGUAAAAAUGGCUGGACGUUGCAAGUCUGGCUUUGACCCUCGCAAUGGCUCCCAAAACAUCAAGAAAAAAGCCUGGUAUCUCAUUGCAAUGCUGCUGAAGUUAGCCUUCUGCCUUGCUCUCUGUGCUAAACUGCAAGGAUUUACUACGAUGAAACUAGCCUAUGUAUUUAUCCCUUUGUGGGCCUUGCUUAUUGGAGGUAUGAUUGAACUUGGAUACAAUAUCUUCUAUGUACGAAGAGACUAAGCUGUACUACGUGGUUUUCAGCACUGAGGUUGGUACCAAAUCAUUGGAUUAUUAUAGUUUUGCCACAACCUUGAUCUCCAAAUUAGAAUGCCAAAUAAGAAAUCAGUCCAUCAGGAGACUUUAUCUAAACCAGGCUGAAGACUGAAAGCAGACUGGUUCCAUUUUUUUAUUUUGAAACUGUCACAUAUGCUGUUGUAAAUAAAAGUAUUUGUUCAACAUAACCUGUUCCAAUACGAUUGUUAUUUGUUACGCAGAAUAAGAUACAGGCUCUUAACAUGCAGGUAGAAGAUCUCAAAGGCACCACAAUGUUCUGCCCCAAAACACUUAGCACAUGGGAUAAUCCCUGGAAAGAGGACUGAAGUUUUCCACUGCUUAUGCUGUCACUCAAGAUAUAACCAGUUAACAGUAAUUUCUGUGAUGUGCUAAGUUUGCUUUCAGAAUCUGUAACAACUGAUAGCUGCCAAGUAACAGCAAGUAAGGAAUAAAGUGUCUGAGCAUUUUCUUUGUGACAGAAAGUCCACUUCCAGUCUGAAAGACUAAAAAUAAGCACUUUACUGUUUCAGCAGCUUAAAUCAACAACCAGUAUGUCUACCUAGGGGAAGAAAAAGGUAGUAGCUGAACUGUCCCAGUAGCCCAGGAUCCAGAGAAGAGGAAGACUAUGGUGAUUACCUUCCCAAGCAAGAAAUCUCCAGCACUGUAAAAUACUGAAGCUACAAGGAGAGUUCUGUAAGAGUGGUCUAGGGACACUAUUAAUGUGUGUGCUGAAGAUACCGAUCCAUUUACUUCCUAGGUACUAAAGAACCAGUGCCCACCAGGAAUAGUUCUUUGUAGGAGGAGUAUCUAUUCCCUACCUCUUUCUGAAAAAUACUUAAAAGAAAGGGCCUUGCUCUGUGUUCGAGAGACUUUUUGCCCACUCAUACAAGGUUCCAGUAAGGAACUGGCCUCCAUCACCAUCUUUGUCAUUUUUCAAGUUAAAAUAGCAGUUGUUAGGAUGAGCUGCGGGGACUGGGGGGGGGAGAGUGUUCACCUCCUUAUAAGCUCUCAGCCAAAUACAGGAAAUGCAAAAGCAAGCGCACACAUAUACAUGUUACACAUAAGUGUGUGUGUGAUACACGGUACAGAGAACAUACUCAAUUUGUAUCUGCAGUUCUGCUGAGGGUCACCAAGCUGUAGGGAGCCAUAUUCCAUGUAUCGCCCAUGGAAGGCAAGCUGGAGCUCACAUGAGAUUUUCAUUGAAUGCUUCAAAAAUUUAUGGAGAAAAAGAGUAGCUGAAGAUCUACCUCCAAUUAAGGAAAACGUGUGUGAAACACUUAACAAACAUUGCUGCAAAUGCAUAACAAGCAUUUAAGCACUCUAGACAAGUCAAAUACACACACACACGUAUGUCUGGUAUGUUCUGGCACCAAGCAUAGAAAUGAGCCACCCAGUCUUUCCUCCUCCAACAGUUAUCAUGAGAUAGAAAGCAAAAAAGCCCUGUUCACACAAUUCCCCCCAAAAUAAUCCUUAAUGCUCAGAAAAGCAGAGCAGCUUUACUCCCUCAAGCUGGUGAUGUUAACAGAUCACACAACAAAUGACAGAAGAAUAAGAACACGUCUCAUUAGGACUUGGUAUGUUAUUAGCAAAAUGAGCCACAAUGGUGACUCUGCCCCCUUAAUAAACCCUUUCCAUUCCACAGAUGUAACAAUUAUCUGAAAGUUUGGCAUCUCUAAUUUCAAUAAAUUGAACAGUUGUUCCAAAUCUUUUAAUUGCUGCCUCUAAUUCAACAGAAAAAUACCAACAAUUGCAGUGCUUGGGUUGGGAUUGGGAUUUUUUUCCCCCCUCUUUUGCAAGGUUUAUAAACCUUGAAAUAAAUGACAGGGAUUAUGAAAGCUGAAGCAGACUCUUCUGGUCUUCUCCAGAAGUCAUACACAAGCUGACUUCUUCCUUCAGAACAAGAUGUUCUUAAGACACAACCAUGUGGAAGCACUCAUGGUUGUUUGCACGUUCCUUGGCCAUACAGAGCUACAGUGCUCAGCUAUCACAGCGAUUUCCAAUUACCCCAUUGCCAAAGGCACUGUUCACCGCUUUGAGAUGGAACCAGUUCUCCUUGCAACUUCUGUUAAAUUUACAGAUGGAUCUUCAUUAAGUAGAAGAAAAUGAGCACAAAGCAGAUGUGAUGAAGUUGGCAGGGCAAAGGGGAAGCUACUGCUGACACGGCUUAUAGCGAUUCGGGAGAACAGGACAGAAAGAGAUGACUGCCCCAGUGCCCUAGAGGACACCUGGCCACGGGUGGCUGCAGCAGCUGCCACGGGGCCUGCAGGAGAGAACUCUGCCUUCAGCAGCUUUGUUUUAAAAUGCAAUUCAAAAACUUGCUGUUCCAAAAUGAAACUGGAAGUACUUAUUAUGUAUUGAUGAUAUAUAUUUAUACAUAAUAUGUAUUGGUAAUUUAUACGGAGAUAAAUAUUCUACAUAAUUUAUUUAUCUUCAGAUCAUUUAUACAAGUUUGAACACAUCAGCAUGCAUUAUCAGUACCUAUUUUUGUCUGAUUAAAGAAAAUACUCAAUGCAGUUGUGUAAAGGUCAUGAAACUAAAACAUUCUAUUACCUGUUCAUACUGCUGUUCUUGCUUUAUCACCAUUUUAGAAUAGCAUCCAGUUUUCUGUUCUUUUUAAUACUUGAAAAACACAAUUGUGUGACAUAUGCCUCCCCCACCUUCAACUACCUUUAACCCAAGUGCUCUAAGAGCGUGUGUACAUCUACCUAAACUGCACUGCUAGACCAGGCGACAUGAUUAAAAACCAGGCUGCCACAGGACUACGCUACACAACGAUUUCAAGGAUGGAUGCGGUAUUUUUCUGACAUACAUGCACAGCAGUAAAGAAACAAAACGUUCGAGUAGCCCCAUGGCAAUUGUCACAUUCGCCCAGUGUAGAAGUUGGGUGAAAUAAAGGUAUUGACAAAAGUGAAAUUUACGAGACUCAGGAACUCCUGUAACAACAGCAGGCCUCACCGCUUUUAACAGCACUGUAUCUUGCAAACAAAUAACAUCGCUCUUCAGCAGUAAAGCUCCAGAACAACUGCAUCCUCAGAAACAAGCUCUUUGACUUUAUUAGCACUGAAAGCAGAGCACUAUCAUGGAACACAUCACACCUUUUUUUUAAUUAAGAUUCACGUAAAAAAUAACUAUGCUGAGUUGGAAAAAGAGUGUUUGUACCUUUCCAUUGUACCUUUAUUGUUUUAAGGCUUGGCUGGAGUUCAUCUCCAUGUGAACCUUUCAGGCCCAGGUAGCAACUUGCUGCUGAAGAGCAUCAGGCUUUUUGGACUAAGGUGAUUUAAGGAAUCACUGCCGUGAGACCACUAGAGUACUCUUCCACAGUGAUUCAACAAUUUCUCGUUGUACUGGAGUUGGGAAAAGGGUAGAAAAAUCCGGUACUGAGUUAGGCUAUUUCAUUCACUUUGCCUUUUCUGACCUACCAACCUCAGAGGCAGGCAAAGGCAAGAAAAGUCUUCAUAGAGUGCAGAAUGACAGUGUAAGAGCAAGAAACGGGGAAAUGAGAACCCAAGCUUCGUUUUUCUGUGUUAGUAUUUGUCUCCGUGUUCCUUUUGAAGUUUAUAAAGAAAUAACUGCUAAAAGAUGUUUAACAAAAGCUCUCAACUGCAUGGAUUAGACAGACAAGUACCUGAGUGUUACUGCAUGCUGCUUUAGCAGUCUUGACUUACGUUACACCCGUGCACUGGUCUAAAUCUGAAAGUUUUCUUCCUUUCAAGACACUUGGGGAAGAGCUUUCUCAGCCAACUGCCCCUACUUGGUCUCAAUACAAACAGAUUAAAAACUACCAUAAAAAGCAGAGUCAUUCAAACCCCAGUCUAAGCUCUACCAAACGCUGUGCUUCCAUUAACAUGAGCCAGAAAUUAUUUGGUAAAAAAAAAGUAAGUAUCAAAAACAGUUAUUGAAAAAUAAAACUUGAUAAAAAUAGAAGUUUAAACUGCUGUUUUAAUCAAUGUUUGUAUCAGAUUAUCAUAACUGUACACCAAAUAUUAAAGGACUAUUUAGGACUACUGCCUACAUCAGUAGGCUCAUCUAUCAGCAUGACCAGAACACGAGAAGAUCAAUGUUUAGCUGGCACUCAAGCACAGCACAGCUCCAAAGCAGAGGAAAUAUUAGCAUAUAUCGCACAGAGAAAAACAGUGGUUAGAAUAUAAUACACUAAUUCUGCAAAGUCAGUAUCCCUGAUGAUUCUAAUAGAAAUAGCAACCUAGAUACUGUGAAGUUAAUCACUGCUUCAGACCAGAACACAAAAUAAUCUGCACUUCUAAGAAAAAUGAAAUGAGUGACUGAUGGGAAGCACAGUUUCCCAAAUUUUCCCAUGUAUACCACAAAUUCAGUGGGAUCUGCACAAAAUACCAGUAUCGCCUAUUACAGUUUUUAAAGUGCAUUUCAUCCAUUUGAAAUAGCAAUAAAACAUCAGGUGAACACAGUGACUCACAAUCAAAGAAAACAUUCUCAACAGCGUCAUUCACAGCGAAGCACAGAUCAGUGACAGUUUGUCCUUUCCAAUUCCAACGUGUAUACAUUCACAGUACGGUAAGAGGCGCUGGUCUGCCCAAAGACAAAGUUCUCUGAAUAUCUGACCUCUAGAAAAAACGAAUACAGUUACACUUGAGAAGUUCUUUUAUCUCUUUAUCGGAAUCAGUACAGUUUCAUCCUAGCCAGGUCAGGUGGUCAUCUACCAUCUCACAACAGUUCAUUUUGCCAAUGAGCAUAGAGAAAACAUGGGUUUAUUUCAAUCAAUUCAGCUUCCUUAUUCAUAUGCAAAUACGAGAAAACAGUGAGUUUGAUCAAUGAAUACCAGUCCUGUGUUUCUUGGAAGACUUAUUCAAUUUUCCACGCCUAUAACGUUCAGAUCUGUUUCACAGCAUACUACUAUUUUAUGUUUCCAUCUCCUAUAUGAUUUGCAAUGUCAACUUAGUUACUGUGCACAUGUAUAUCUGCUUAAAAAUCAAUUUUAUUUAUCACAAAGGAAUUCUUUCACAGAUGAAUACUUAAAUCAUCACCCUCUGAAAUAAUACUUUAUUUCUAAUACUAGAUAGAAUUAAUAUUUCAGUUGAAGAAGUAUUGAAAUAUUCACUAUAGUAACAAGGAAGGGGAAAUCUGCAUGCCAGCAGUACCUGUAAUGAAAAUGCUGCUUCAGAGUCAAUUUGCAGGCAUAAGAGGGCUGGGGGAUGACACAACACCGAGUAACACUUGUCUGUAACACAUGAAGUCAGUUGCCAGUGAAAUGCAAAAGAUCCAAUAAUUCAAAAAACCAAAAGCAGCCACAGUCUUGAAAGCUACUGGUAGCAACAGUAACAAUGCAAUUGUUUGCUACCCACAAAUAUGGUACCGAUAUCUAGGAAAACAUGUCUAAAAGUUCCGCACAUCGUGUUAUUAACUGGAACACCACUGCAAAUGCACAGAUGUCAACACCAUUGCAGCACAGGCAAUAGGCCCAAGCAGAUUUUCCAAUCUGCAGAAGAACAAGGGCCAAGAGAGACAACUGAACCACUGGGGAUUUCAGCUGAAAUGACAGAUUAUAUAUAACUGAAAUCCAGGGGGGCGGCGGCGGGGAAAGCAAUAAGCAAAGACUAGUUUCCACACAUCAGAAGGCAUGAGAGAUUUAUUGCUGAAGCAAAAGUCUGAAUAGGAAGUUGUACGCAGCAGGAGGAAAGGUCACAUAGGAGCACUUGAAACCAAAAGCAAGACCUUUGUCAGGCUAACGAACAAUUUGGAAGCUGAGAUUCUCAGAAAAAGUACUCCUCUCGCAAUGAGCAACCACGUCAAAACGAACACACCACAGGUCAAGGACAAAAAUGUCAUCUUUUGUUUUUUGAAGCACAGUAAGAAGCACGCACUAAUGCAGCCCGUCCGCCCAGCCUGUGUAUGCCUCUGAAUACAAAGGCUGUUCUGACAGCCACUGGCAAUCCUGGGAUUGCUCAUACCCUGUCUGCAAGGAAUCCUAUCUAAAAAAAGAGCAUCUAAUAAAAAAGAAAAGAUGCAUAAAAGCUGCAAAAACUGCCAUUUUUUUUUUUCAUCUCCUAGAAUUUUGGAAGUGACAAAAAAAGAAAAAAUGGGUUGAAGAUGUUGAAGAUGUAGGCAGUUUAGAAUCAAAACUUGAGAACCAAGACCUACCCAAGCAGAAAUCUUAGGUGGUAUCAGCCGAGACCCUCAAGAAGGUCUCUCUUCGGCUCUUACAUGUAAAGUCACAUGUCAAAAAAAAAAAAAAAAAAAGAAAAAAGUGUAGUUGAACCAGAAUGAAUGAUCAGCACAUGGAUCACCAGAACACGCAUAAAUUGGGUUUGGGGGUUGUUAUUUAAAGUAAACUAAAUAGUUGGAGUUGUUUUUUUUAAACACAACACCUGGCAAGGCUGGCUUUGAUAAAGCUGGAACUUUCUGCCAACCCACUUGGAAAGCUGCAUGCCUGGGGCAAACUACAACCUGCAGCUCUUCCUUUUUACUGCUCUCCAACAGCUGGCACAGAGAAUGGGAAUGGAAGGCUACAUAAUCCUGUAUGGAUGUUCAUAAAGCCAGAGAGAUUAGGGGUGGAAGUUUCCAGAUAAUCCAGAAAACACAAAGAGAGCUGAGACCACAUUUCUACCAGGAAGGCUCAAAUUCUUACAUGAACCAAUCAGUCUUUCAUAUCAGAAUCUGCUGGAGUAAUAACUUACCACGUCACACAUGAAUCAUUUGCUCGUGGCUGAGGGGAAAUCAAGAUCCCUGAGGCUGCAAUACUGGCAGUAAUCUCUUAGCCAGCAUGAAAGGAAAUAGCAGUAAGACUUGAGGAUGUAUUAGCCACAUCCAAGAGAUUUACGUUUCUAUUGCUUCUCUAAUACAUAAUUAUGGCUAUGUCAGAGCAAUGUUUAGAAAUUCAAAUAUUGAUUUAAUUACUAAUUCCUUGACAUUUUAAAUUUAAACACAUCAGGGCACUCAUCUGUUAAAUGGCUGGUUUUAGUGCCGGGCCUAAGCAUGCAGUAACAUUUUGAAUUUUAAAAACCAAUGAACAAAAAACAUUUGCAACCAAAGGGCCUCAGGCAGUUGCAUUCAACAUCACCGGAAAUCACAUUGUUCUAUUGCUACGAAUAAAGCCAGAGCGAUCACUAAGUGCAUCAAAGGCUAUAAACUGGGUACAUAAAGAUGUACAACUUUCAGAAAGUUAAAGGGAAGAAAAUCAGAAAUACAGAGGACUUCGGAAAUAACAACAGGCCUAGGAUCCUAAAUCUUAAACACUCUGAUGAAGGAAAGGAUGUGGGGCUGUUAACUGCUAUUUGUAGCUACCUGAAAAAGAAGUAUCACUCAGAUGUUUUUGAACUAUACAGUUAAUAUGUUACACACAGAAUUAAAUAAGUUAAAUGACAGAGUUUUGCCAAUACUGCAUGAGAUGUAGCUAGCCUUGAAAUCCUCUUCCCUCAGAACAUGACUUAAGAGAACUCAAGCAUUCCACAGGUGGGGAGAGAGAACAGUUAAUUUGAAGACCACUAUUACUUUCUUAAUGAAACAACUCUUGCUUCCAACCUGGGACUUGUGAGGAAUCUUCCUACUAGACACACUGGCGAGCUGAGGCCUUUACAGCUUGCUAAGUAAACCUUUAAAUGUCCUCAUUUUUCAUUUUAGUCAGAGAACUGAUUUAGGUUGAGGAAGGUGGUGGGUUUUAUUUUUUUAAUGGGAAAUGGAACUGUCUUAACUGUGGCUUGAGCAGGAGGAAGAGGCCAGCACAGAAGGGAGUUUGCUCCAGCUCAUCGAGAGAUGCACACAGGUACCGGUAGUGCUCCUGGAGCCCACCAGGCGUCCAGCUGCCCUCUGCAGCAGGGGAAGGCUUGCCUCUCUGUUCCACACUAACAUCUGACAGCAGGAGUUUGCGGAGUGCCUUUACUGAGCAACUGUAAGGAACCCUGUGCAGAGAGGCCUGAUCUGACAUUCUGACUCAUCUUGAUUUACAAAGAAUGCCUCAGCUCUACCUCAAUUUGCUACAGCACCUCACCCCGCGAUGGCGUAAGGGCAUCCUAUGCAUUAGUGCAGGUAGAAACAUAACCCUUUAGAGAGGCAGUUUAACUGAAUUAUUUUUUGCAGACCCAAAAAUAAAACCAAUCUGUUAUUAUGAACCUUUAUUAAGCGGCUCACAUUUCAGUAUAAAUCACACUAAAAAGAUUUUUAAAAAAGAUAUUUACACUACAGUGCUGACACAUUUAAAAUGAAAAAAUCGGUAUAAAUAAGCUCUAUGGAAAAGCCUGGAAUUGUCAAAAAGAAUUCUGGCUCAUCUUACAAAAAAUAUAUAUGUUAAAUGUCAGCUCUACUCUAAAACCUACAACUCAAAAUUAUUUAAAGACUUCUUUAUGUUAAACCUGCAGUGUUUACAGUGCAUCUGGCCCUAAGUGCUUUGAUACUUCACAGUUAUGGACAGGCACUGAGGAAUGUUACAAAGCUACAUAAC